This is a messenger RNA of Alligator mississippiensis (American alligator), 2703 nucleotides long. RefSeq names its product aldehyde dehydrogenase 16 family member A1 (gene ALDH16A1). Gene Ontology annotation, molecular function: oxidoreductase activity, acting on the aldehyde or oxo group of donors, NAD or NADP as acceptor. The record is from RefSeq and is a predicted model, not a curated record. Bases 64 to 2637 code for a protein of 857 amino acids. The transcript has 17 exons. NCBI's taxonomy places the organism in Eukaryota, Metazoa, Chordata, Crocodylia, Alligatoridae.
CUAUGGUCUCUGGGAGGCCGGAAGUGGGUGCUUGGCCGUGAGGGCAGAGUCCGGCGGGAGCUUAUGGCGGGGAGUACGGGGGAAGGUCCCACGUCCGUGCGGGGCAUCUACGAGGCCCUGGGCUACGGGCCUGCGCGCGAGGGGGCGGGGCCGGCCCAGGUAAGGGCUGCCCCGCCUCCAGGGGGGCUGGGGGGCUGCCCGGACGCCUGGAUUCUUUACCAGGCCUGGCUGGAUGCCCACGGUCGGAGCUUGGGGCAUUUCAUAGAUGGCAAGUGGUCCAAGCCAGAGGGUCGGGAGACAUGGGUUUGCAAGAGCCCGGCCACAGGCAAGUCACUGGCCACCACCCUCCAGGGCCAGCGGGAGGAUGUGGAAGCCGCUGUCCAGGCUGCCACCAAGGGCUUUGAGACCUGGAGCCAGCUGGCCUGCCAUGCCCGAGCACGGCACCUGUAUAACCUGACCCGGAUGAUUCAGAAGCACCAGAACACCCUCACGGUCCUGGAGAGCCUUGAUACUGGGAAGCCUGUGACAGAGGCCCGAGUCUGUGACCUGCCCUUGAUUGUCCGCCACUUUUACCACCAUGCAGGCUGGGCCCAGCUCAUGCGGGUGGAGAUGGGGGGCUGGGAGCCCCUUGGGGUGGUCUCAACCAUAAUUCCCUCUGGUUCCCCAUUGGUGCUGCUGGCAUGGAAAGUCUGCCCUGCCCUUGCUAUGGGGAACACAGUGGUGGUGUUAGCUCCGCCCACUGCCCAGCUCUCUGCCCUGCUGCUGGCUGAGCUCUGUACCCAGGCUGGGCUUCCCUCGGGCAUCCUCAAUGUGAUCACAGGGGCCGAAGCACUGGCUGGGGUCCUGGCCACCCACCCUGGGGUUGAUGCUAUAGCCUUCACCGGCUCUGCUGAGCUGGGCCGCAGCCUGCGCCAAGUGACAGCCGGACUGGGGAAGAGGCUCUCCCUGCAGCUGGGGGGCAGGACCCCUGUCCUCAUAUUCGAGUCAGCUGACCUGGACAGCGCUGCCACGGAGCUGACAGACACCCUCAGCUCCCACCGGGGCCUGUUGCUGGGUGGAGGGGCGCCCCUCAUCCUGGUGCAGGAGGCCGUGGCUGGGGCCCUGGUGCAGCGGCUGAAGGCAAGGCUGGGAGCACUACGUGUGGGGGAGGCACUGGACAGAACCACAGAUGUUGGGGGCCUGGUGGACGAGGUGUGGCGGGCAGCUCUGCAGGCCCACGUGGAUGAAGCAGAGGCAGAGGGGGCCGAGGUCUUCCAAUCAUGGCCAGCCCUCCCAGCACAAGGGUCCUUCUAUCCCCCAACUCUGAUCAUUGAAGCAGACACCACCUCACGCUGCGUCCGGGAAGAGGUCUUUGGGCCAGUGCUGGUGGUACUGCCUUUCCGGACCACCAAGGAGGCCAUUGCCCUGGCAAAUAGCACCCCAGGUGGGCUGGCUGCCAGCAUCUGGACCGAGAAACUGCCCCUGGCCAUGGAGGUGGCCUGUAGCCUGCAGGUUGGCACAGUCUGGAUCAACGGGCAGAGCAUGUAUGACGCAGCUGCCAGCUUCGGAGGCUGCAAGGAGAGUGGGUUCGGGUGCAGUGGGGGCAAAGAGCUGGCCUGGCUUCCCCUCCAGGGCCUGUAUGAAUAUGUGCGGCCAAGCUGGGAGAGCCGGAUCCAUUCCAGAGCUACAGACAUGAACUACAAAACUUUUGCUGCCUCCAGCAGUGCAGCUCCCUUCCACGUGCCUGGGCAGGCCAAGGACCCCCACAGUGGGCCAACUCAGGAGGCACACAGACCAAGCGUGGACCGCACCUAUAAGCUGUACUAUGGGGGGGCCCAGAAGCGCUCCGAGGGUCUGUCUUCCCGCCCCAUCCUCGACCCCACCGGCCAUCUGAUGGCAUACAUCGCUGAUGGCAGUGCCAAGGACGUCCGCAAUGCUGUGGAGGCUGCACACAAGGCAGCACCGGGGUGGAGGGGGCGGUCGGCCCACGCCCGGGCACAGGUACUGUUCUACAUGGCAGAGAAUCUGGGGCUGCGGCAGGCGGAGCUGGCAGCUGAGCUGGCAGCACUGAUGGGGGCGACCCCUGAGCAGGCUGCCCAGGAGGUGGAGCUCAGCCUGGAGCGCCUCUUCCACUGGGCAGCUUCCUGCGACAAGCAUGGGGGGGGCCUGCAGGACACCCCCUUGUAUGGCACCAACCUGCUGCUCCGGGAGCCCCUGGGCGUGCUGGGCAUCGUGUGCCCUGACGAGAACCCACUGCUCAGCUUCAUCAGUCUGUGGGCGCCUGCUGUCGCAUGGGGCAAUGCCGUGAUCAUCAUCCCCAGCCAGUGCUACCCACUGCCUGCCCUGGGGCUGUGCCAGGUGCUGGACACCUCAGAUCUCCCUGGGGGGGUGUUGAAUGUUAUCACAGGUGACUGUGACCACCUGGCCCGGACGCUGGCCCUGCAUCAGGACGUCCAGGCCCUUUGGUACUUUGGCUCCCAGCAGGGCUCCCAGUUGGUGGAAUGGGCCUCGGCUGGGAACCUCAAGCGGACGUGGGUGAGCUGCGGUGCCCGGCGGUGCUGGGAGGACCCAUCUCAGGGAGCAGGCGAGGAGUUCCUGAGCCAGGCCACCCACUGCAAGAGCAUCUGGGUGCCCAUGGGCGAUGUGUUUGCCAACUGAGCCAUAUGGACCCCAUGCACCUGCCCCCAGCACCUGCGAGGGCUCCAAUAAAUGUGCUCAGAAGUU